This is a messenger RNA of Gongylonema pulchrum, 1452 nucleotides long. The record is from the annotation of a GenBank genome assembly. NCBI's taxonomy places the organism in Eukaryota, Metazoa, Nematoda, Chromadorea, Rhabditida, Gongylonematidae.
AAUUGUUUGGUACCACGUAUACCACAGCGUCUCAAUUAUAUCUUAUGGCUUGAUGACCUGCUGAAAGCCAAUAGUAUUUCGGAAAAUGCGCUCGGCAUUGAUAUUGAGUUAAUACACAUUAUCUUUGGAGCGAUCGUUUGUAUUGGUUUUAGAAUUAUAUUCUCAUUUCCGUCUAAUGCCAGCUAUUUAACGUUUGCGUCAUUUCUGGCUUGUUCUGUAGCUUUUUUUUUCGUUAACAACAUUUUUAGUCUUAUAAAAAUACGCAUUUUUUUUCAGCUGAAAAUGAAUUUUCAUGAUUCGGACGCAGUUCGAAUUCUGGCUCGUACACUGCUUCUCAACGAUUUUGAUUUGGACGUUGAAUUGCCGGCGAAUUGUUUGGUACCACGUAUACCACAGCGUCUCAAUUAUAUCUUAUGGCUUGAUGAUCUGCUGAAAGCCAAUAGUAUUUCGGAAAAUGCACUCGGCAUUGAUAUUGGAACAGGUGCAUCAUGUGUAUAUGCGUUACUGGGUGCAAGGCAGUGUGGCUGGAGAUUUUUAGCAACUGAUGCCGAUCCUUCAGCCGUUCAGGUUGCAACUGCAAAUGUACAGAGAAAUAAUUUAAGCGAAAGAAUUGAAGUUGUUCGAGUGAAUGCGGAUAAUAUGAUCAAGGAGAUUGUUCGUUCCCGUCCGGAUGCUGAUUUCACUUUUUGCAUGUGUAAUCCCCCAUUUUAUGAAUAUGACGAAUUUGAAGAGAAGUAUGCUUAUCUUACGGAUGAUGUAACAACAAAUGCUGUUGAUCGACCGGAUCGUCGGCCACCACAUUCAGCAACGAUUGGUAAAAGCAGCGAAUUGGCGUCUUCGGGCGGAGAAGUUGCAUUUGUUGGCCGAUUGAUCGAAGAUAGCUUUGUUUUGCAAAAUGCGGUGAGACUCUAUACAACAAUGGUGGGAAAAAAGUCAAGCUUGACUGAGCUGCGUAAGAAACUGAGACGUUGUGUGAAUGUUCGAUUAACCGUUACAACACUCUGUCAGGGCAGGACACAUCGUUGGGUACUGGCAUGGACUUUCGAAUCUCGAAUUAAACUGGACAAGCUCGCCGACUGUACGCCUCCUUUGGAAUUGGGAUUGCCACAUGUUCUGGAAGGCCGAGAAAGUUCAAUCGCCUGGAUAAGAAAAAUACUUGCUCUGCUGGAGAUUUCAUGUGAGAAGCAAGAGAAUGACGUUUUCUUCUGUGAAGCAAUGAAAAAUACCUGGUCGCAGCAGCGUCAAAAACGGCGAGCCGAGCGAGCUUUAGCCUCACUUAGCGCCCCUCCAGCAAGCAAACGUUUUUGUUUUGGACGAUCGAGCAUUGGUUGCACCGCCGAACUGGGAAGUGGUGAUGGCAAAGAUAGCUUAAGCGAAGCCGGAAAUCACAUUGAUUGCUUGCUGAUCAGUACAAGUGAUGCGAACAAACGUGAUGCAUCCGUACAGGUUUGA